AUGAUGUGCUUCUCGAAAGGUCUUGGUGCACCGGUCGGUUCAAUACUUGUUGGAUCGAAAACGUUCAUCGACAAGGCUAGGCGAAGUCGGAAGGCAGUGGGUGGUGGAUGGCGACAAGCUGGUGUACUAGCGGCUGCAGCACAUGUUGCCCUUGACAAAGCAGAGGAUACCAUAAAAAGAGACCAUGCCAACGCAAAGAAACUUGCCUCUGGUAUCAACGCGAUAACACCGGAAGAACUUAAACAUACCAUCCACGCUCCAGAUAUCGGAAUUACGAACAUGGUCAUAUUAAAAUGUUGCAACGGUGUAUCUCCAAUACAGGCGAGUUGGAAAUAA
This is a messenger RNA of Ostertagia ostertagi, 336 nucleotides long. Lineage: Eukaryota; Metazoa; Nematoda; Chromadorea; Rhabditida; Trichostrongylidae. The record is from the annotation of a GenBank genome assembly.